Molecule: messenger RNA, 2703 nt
Organism: Hyaloperonospora brassicae
Lineage: Eukaryota; Oomycota; Peronosporomycetes; Peronosporales; Peronosporaceae
Source: the annotation of a GenBank genome assembly
AUGCUCUCGUGCACGGCCCCAGUCGUUCCCGUCCCUCGUCGCAGUCGCAGGUGCCCUCACGCUCAGGCGCUCCAGAACGACAAGACGGACAGUGACAGCAAAAGGAGGAAGAACGCGUGUACUACUCGCUCUGCUGAUGGCUGGACGCCUCAUCCGUGCGACGUGGCUACACGGAAGAAACGGCGACGACAGGGUGAAGUUUUUUGGACGCAGCCGCAACGCCAGAGCGACGACGACGACCACAGAGACAACGGAGAGGGCGCAGGAAGAGACACAGGCAGCAAAGAGCGCGACACAGCAAAAGCUGAAGGAACCAACGAGACGCGGACGGAGGUUCAUUUGUCAAGCCCAAGCGCAGCGGUGCUCCCUCGUUCGCCACAGGUCCCGACGUCGUCAAUGGCGCGACCGUUUGGGGAACUGACGAUCGAGUCGAGUGUGGACACAGCGUGUCCGGCUGCCAGAGAUGGCUACAUGUACUCCUGGGGCAGCAGUCCUGCUAGUGAUGUGUUCUAUCCCGAGACUCGAGAUGCGCGCGGUAUUGGCGGCGGAAAACAUGCUGCUGGUGGUUCUACGACGACGACCGCUGCCAGUACUCGUCGAGGCAGCAGCACGGGACGUGUCUGGGGUCGGGCGCUGAGUGUCGCGCAGAAUGCUGACAACGGCACGACAAUUGCAGCUCUCGUGUCUGCAACGCCAACGACCGUGUGGGACACGUUUUUGCAGACUGUUGGUGCUUUUGCCGAUGAACCGGCAGUUGCGGGACGGGAGUCAGUAGCAGCUCGAACCCGUCGUGGUGUGCAGACGCUGGAUGGUGAGCCCACGACACACGCAAUGUACUCGUGGGCACAACAUGCAGUGCGCGUGCGCUGUGUGGCAAGGACGUUGUUGCGAGUGGGGUUUCAAGCCGGAGAAGGAGUGGUCAUCUGUGCACAAGCUAGUCCGUUACUGCAUGCGAUGAAUCUUGCAGUCGUGUCGUUGGGCGGCGUAGUUGCUCACGUACGCAGCUCAUGGAGCGUGCGUGAACUUCGGGACGAUAUUUUACCGACGGCGGAUGCGACAAUUGUGGUUAUCGACUCGCUCGAAAACAACUUUCGAGAAGCCAUGGAAGCUCUCUACGAUGAGCGUCAGGCUCUCGGAAGACCGAUUCGAGCCGUGGUGGUUCUUGGAGGCUCAGCUGCACUAGACUCUGCUAUCGCGGAUCUACGUGACAGUAGUAUCACUGUCAUUGGAACGAAAGAUCUGUACGCAAUGAGCGCGCUCGCGACCGAGGAGGCCGGCAUUACGUCUUCGCUUGAUGCAUUAGCGUAUGGAGUACUGCCAGACCAAUGCUGCUUGCUGUCUUUUAACUACGACAGUCGGGGCCGUGUUCGGGGUGCAGAGCUUUCUCAUGACAAUGUGAUGUUCACGGCAGCUGCCUUGGUCCGGAGCUUUGGCUUGACCAGCCGCGAUCGGAUCGUAGGGUACCUGCCGCUGCAUCACGUGGCGUCGCAAGUGCUGGAGUUUUACGUGCCUCUCAUCGCAGGACUGACGGUGGUGUGUGCGCCGACGUACAAUCUGCCUCUUGUACGAGUAGUCACCGAGCACAAGCCAACCGUGUUUUUUGCAGCGCCUGCAACGUGGACGCGCUUUAGCCAACAAGUCUAUUGCGCCAAAGGCGACGUGAAUGCGACCAUCUACCGCUGGGCCAAGACACGCGCUACUAACAAUUCACAGAAGCUGCUUUUUGCCAAAGGCAAGGGAGGCAGGCGUCGCAGUAUAGGCUACAUGCUUGCCAAGGCGCUUGUACUUAACAACAUCAAGAAGAAGAUUGGACUCAAAAGUUGCGCUGCCUGCUAUUCCGUGUUAGCACCACUCGACUUCGAGCUUGAGCGGCUAUUUAAAACAGUUGAUACGCCGAUAUACCAGCUCUUUGGCACUGCCGAGACGUCCGGGUUUGCUGCGAUUAAUUUCCCACACGCUUGGGAGUUCGGUAGCUCUGGUCGUGCGCUGCCCGGUACUACGAUUCGCUGCGACGAGCGCUCUCAGGAAACAGUGCUCCGUGGCCGCAACGUCUUUUUAGGUUACCGAAGAAAUACACGUCGACGCGUGACCCAGACAAACGGAUCUGGUGCUGCUGUCAUGGAGGACCAACGCGCGUCGAUGCGUGACCCGGACGGGUGGCUUCGUCUCUGGCAACGUGGGUUUCUGACCCCAACAUGUUUCCUCAAAAUCAGCGACCCGCGAGACUUUGUCGUUCUCGCAUCAGGUGACUAUGUUCCGAUCCAGCCUUUCGAGCAUUCGAUGAUGGAGUUGAUGCCAGAACUUGGUCGUGCCAUGCUCGUCGGUGACGGCCGUACGUUUUUAAGCGCACUGUUCUUUCUGAAAACCAACAAAGUGGGUUUUCGAGCAGCAGUACCAGCGAAUAAACACAUUAGGAGUCAACCAUUGGACGAAGACGCUUUGAAAAUCAGUCGAAGUAUUGGCAGUUCUGCUUCCACAGUUACGGAAGCUAUUUGCUGCCAGCAGUGGGCUGUACAUUUUGACACGGUGCUGGAAAAACUACCUCAAGUCUGUUCCAUAUCCGGCUAUCGUAUUCGCAAAUGGAUUUUGAUGGCGGCCGACUUCUCCGUCGAAUCAGGCGAGCUCGACCCGGACACAGGUGCCGUACGCCGUCGCGUCGUGGACUACAAGUAUCAGGCACUGCUUGACUCCGUGUACAGCUAA